AGUGUUAUUGUUUAUGUUGAGCACAAGACUGCGCAUGCGCCCUGAGCUGACAGCGGCCGGUUUAUGUAUUUGCAGAGACAGCUGUGAAGCAGAGGAUAUCAUUGGAGCUGUAGAGAAGAGAACAAGGGCAGGAUAAACAAGCUAUCGCCGUUUUGAGAAUAUUACAGGUGGAUCACUGCGCAUUAUUAAGCUAAUACGGGAAAACCUGGGUUAGUCAUCAGAAAAAGAAAGAAAAUCGGAGAAAAAUUGAUGACAGAGGUGAGACAUGAUGUAGUUUGUCUGUAGCUCAGCUAACGUUAGCUUAUUGUAGCUGAUGUAGCAGGUAUGCUGUCGUCUGGUGGCUUGACAAAAUGUUUGCUUUUGACGUUUCUCUUAAUUUUUAAUGGUAACGCGUAAAAGGAGAAAAUAUGUAGUUACUGUGAUCUUAUUUGUGGUUUUCCGUGAAAUAAAACUUUAUUCUUACCCUGCUAACAAGGUAGCCCCUACCGUCUCACUGUUAAUGAAUGAGACAUAAUGUCAAAACAAGAGCUGAAACUAAUACAUUAAAUAUCAAAGAGUAUCUUUAAAUAAGAGUUUGGGGUGUAAAAAUGACAAAGACUUGCAAUCAUGUAAAUUGACAUAGCAAACUAGUGCUCAAUCCAUCUGUCAUGGGGUGUGUAAGUGCUUUACAACAGAGGUGUAAUCUUUUUCUAAUGAGAGGUAAAUAUUUCCAUAACUUAUAUAGUAUAAAAUCUAAAAAAGGAAAUCUCUGAAUACUGUCCCUCACUCAGACUGUGUGUAUGUAUAUCAGCAUGCAAGUUAGUAAAAAGUCAUUUGUUUAAUACUUCCCCUCAUUGCAAAAGCUCAUCUUUGACCAGGCUUGUUUUUCUUUUAGGUAAAAAAACACAGCCUGUUUGUUUGUGUAGCUCUGAUUCAAUGUUGACAUUGGUGUUUUGUGUUGGUUUUCCAGCUCAUCGACAGGAGAUGUGUGCCGCGGUGUAUGUCCUGUCAACAGUAACGGGCUAUGUGCUCACCUCUGCUCUGCUCCUGAAAUGCCCGAGUCUUCUUCACCGCAGGAAGCGAGAGACUUUCCUCAGCAGGCACAUUUCUCACCGAGGAGGUGACUGGAUCAUUCUGAUGGGGAUUUUUUACCUUGUUUGAUUCCGACUGUUUAGUGUUUGGCUACUUAAUUCACUUCAGGCUAGGUUUGACUUUGAGACAGAAUUGUUUGGUUUAAGUCUUUACUUCCAACAGGCCAUUUCCCAUUAUCACAGCUGGGUGUUCCAUAGAAGUGCAAAUAGAAAUAAAUCACCACACCUAACUUUAUGUUUACUUUUGUAUCUCAGGUGCCGGGGAAAACCUGGAAAACACAAUGGCAGCUUUCAGGCAGUGAGUAGAAACUUGGGUCACUUCUUAAACAUCUCUCAAGCUUGUAUUUUUGAUUAUGGCGACCAAUAACCAGAAGGCUGGCGGUUCAUACCUCGCCCUAUCCCUUGUCUGUCCAUUGUGUCCUUGGGCAAGACACACACUUAACCCACCUUGCUCCCAGUGUGUGUCCUCCACUGGUGUAUGGAUGUGAGUGUUGUGUGGUGGUGGUCAGAGAGGCCGUAGGUGCAAAAUGGCAGCCACUUUUCUGUCAGUCUGCCCCAGGGCAGCUGUGACUACUAAGGAAGUUUACCACCACCGAAGUGUGAUUGUGUGAGUGAAUGAAUGAUGUAUCCAACGUAAAGUGCUUUGAGGUCACCGACAAAAAACACUAUAAAAAUCUGAUGUAUUAUUUUUAUGAUAUUUCUGAGUCACCACAUUUGUAGAAGGACUAACAAUCCCUGAUGUCCUUGAAACGUGGUGAUAAGUAAUGAAUGUGCACUUUGUGUUUCAGCGCUGUGGAACUUGGCACUGAUAUGCUGGAGUUAGAUUGCCACCUGACUAAGGAUGAAGAGGUUGUGGUUUCACACGAUGCAAACUUGUGUAGAUCCACCGGCAUCAAUGCUUAUAUCUGCGACAAGACCUACGCCGUGAGUUACAAUUGUUUUUUAUUUGGUUGUUGUUGUUGUUUUCAUUUGCUGUUCCUGAAAAGUGAAUUAUCACUCCCUCAAUGUUUUAUCAUUCAUCUUCCAGCUCCAUGAAUUGCUCCCCAUCUCCAGGCAGUUUUUGCUAAUUAUCCAAAAACUGCUGAUAAGAGUAUUUUGCAACAGCAUGAAAGAAUCUAUGUGGUCCAGUAGAGCUAUGGAGCCAUUUUUGUUGGACUAAAACAUGUCAAGAUAUACUCCAUUGCAUAAAAAAAAGCAGGGAAGGAGACUCUAAGCAGUCGAAUACUGAAGUCACAGAGUUAGAAGUUCAUGGAUUUGCAUCAUUUGCUUGGUUGGUUGUUAGUCACGUAAAAACUCCACAGAGAGGCUUAUCAAAGACAUUUACGUUCAAACAAACCAGGUCAAACAAUGAGGCAACAACACUGAUUGAUCACGUGCCUUAAUCAUAUGAGGUCCAUACAAAGUCACCUGAUAUGUCACAUGCAUGAUGAACUUCAGCCUGAUUUUAAGAACAGUCUGAUUCAGCAGAAAUUCAGUAGCAGAAUGAUAGUCUUUUACUUUCAUCCAAAAAAAUGCUGUCUUAAGCUUUCAUGAUUUCUAGUAAUUUCUAGUAAUAACAAAGAAUUAGAUUAUUUUACAUUUUUCUUGUAAGCCCCACAAAGUUGAGUCCCAACAUUAGCCCAAGAACUCUAAUGUAGAAAAUGCAGCUCAUUUGAAACAUCCUAAAAUGAUAAAUGACACUAAUAUGUUGAUUAACAAGCUUUGAAGUACAGAGUUCUUUAUGUUAAUCUUGCAGUUUUUUAUCUCUAUGUCAUUUUUCAGGAGCUGCCUCAAUAUCUCUGCAAACUGGGUGUAACUUUUCAGAAAGGUGAGCAUUAUGUGCACAUAACUGGUCCAUUAUAUCUGAAACUUAAGUAGAAAUGAGUCCUUGUAGCAAAUGCUUUUAGCCACAUUUGAAAUGACUGACGUGCUUAGGUCAAUGUGCCCUCACUCAUCAUGUUGACUGUUAUCUUAAGGGGCUGUUAUUUCAACCUUUCCUUGUCUAUGCAGAGUGUUUCUGCGAAGGAGGAGAGGAUAAACGCAUCCCUCUCCUCAGGGACAUUUUUGAUGCUUUCCCUAACACGCCUGUCAACAUUGACAUCAAGGUCAACAAUGAUACACUCAUUAAAAAGGUGGGUGUGUUAUUUAAUUUAUAGGUUUCGUUUGUUCUUUACAAAAAAGUUACACUUCCACAGCAGACAGUGGAAAUGAAAGAUUUCUAAUUCACUCACUCUUAUUCUGUCUCUGAAGCAGUUUCUUUUAUAACACCUCUUGGCCUCUUUGCAGGUCUCCGAGCUGGUUGUGAAGUAUGACAGAGAGCACUUGACUGUCUGGGGCAACGCCAGCAACCAGAUUGUGAAGAAGUGUUACAAGGAGGUGCUUGAAAUUUUAAUCUUCCUGUAUCUUUGGUGAAAUUGGAGCAGCACUACAUCCGUUAAAUACUAUAAUAGGCUUACUGUACAGUAAAUUCUGUAUAUUUUGUGUUCUUAGUCUUUAAGAGAGUAAAAUUGCACACUGUGUCAUAAGUCUUGUCUUGUAUGUUUCACAGAACCCUCGUAUUCCUGUGUUGUUCAGCUUACCAAGAGUACUGCAGCUGUUGGGUCUCUUCUACACCGGCCUUCUGCCCUUCAUUCCGCUCAAGGAGCAGUUUCUGGAAAUCCCCAUGCCCUCGAUUAUCACCAAGUAGGAAUAACAAAUAUAUAUUGAAUUACAAAUGGUGUUGAAUGAAGGAGCGAUACUUUAUCUGAGACAGGACCAAGAUAAGCAGGAUCAAACCCUCAGUAAUAUGUCAUUAGUUGCACCAGUGUUACUGACAUAAAAGUCAUCCCAAGUUAUGGUUUGUCAAGAGAAACAGCCUUUUGUGCUCAACUCACUACUAUAAAAUCUCGCCUCAGUUUAUUCAGUCAGGGGUGGCACUUUUUAACAGCUGGUCAUUGGUUUCACCUGUAAUUAAAGUCAAUUUAUGGAAUUGAACUUAAAGAUAAAGUGUGUAGAAUCUUGAUUCUAGUCAUGUCUCUAUAAACCAGUGGUUCUCAAGUCCAGUCCUUGAAGACCACUGUCCUGCAUGUUUUGGAUGUUUCCCUGCUCCAUCACACCUGAUUCAAAUGAUCAGCUCGUUACUAAGCCAUUACAGAGCUUCAUAACAAACUGAUCAUUUGAAUCAGGUGUGUUGGAGCAGGGAAACAUCCAAAACAUGCAGGACAGUGGGGCUCGAGGACUGGACUUGAGAACCACUGCUAUAAACUAACAUAGACAUUUCUGUAUGGUCGCUGUCCACAUAAAUAGUACUAGUUAGAAAAUGAAUCAAGGAUCUGACAGCUUGAUAUUGCUUAAUAUUCCUAUUUCUACACAUUGUACCUGUAAAUACUUAAUGACUCUUCCUGAAUUUUCAGCAACACUUAGUGGCCUCCAUCAGUAGUUGGCCACCAAGGACAAACUUUAACCAGAGACAAGGGGAUUACCACUUGUCUGAAGUUUUGUAAUGAGUGUUAUGAGAGACAACUCUAUGGAGGCAAAAAAAGUAAUCUGAAUAGUGAUUUCUAAAAUAGUUUUGCUCAGUGUGUCCUUCCUGUCCCUUGUUAUCCAGACCACAGUGGUGUUUGAAAGAUGAUCUCACGUCAUAAUUAAGUGAAACAUUCACACCUUUUGCCUCAGUAGAUCAAAAGGUUCAAGUUCACAGAGAAGAUUACUCGUGCCAAUCAUUUUUUUAGGCUGAGGAGAUUGUUUAAUAACACACAUCUGUUAAAGCCACCCUACUUUUUAUGCUUUAUUCAAUAGUUAUUUGAGUAUGUAUUCAAACAUGUAUCAUCAUUAGUGUGCUGUGGGAGAAGCUUGACACUUCAUUGGUUAAUUCACUGAAUUGUGUGUUUGAUAUUUCCUCCCAGAGAAAGAAUUGAGUGUUGGACAAAAAUGCUGGUACAGAUGUUUUCCAAGUUUGAGCGAGGUUCAGUUUGAGGAACUUUUCUGAUGUUUUUCUGUUCUCGAUUUUUGCAGACUCAAGGAUCCUGAAAGUUUAACCAGAAGUCAGCGAGUCCUCACAUGGUUAGCAGACAGGUAAGUCUCUGGAUUUUCUAAAUAUCUAAAGCCCUUGUUCCUCUUUAUGUUAGUAUCAGAGUAGCUGAAUCAUUGCAUUUAACUGUUGGAAUUUUUUGCAACAUCUUUGGUGCAUUUCUACUUUUUAAGUAUUUUUCAAGAAUUUUGAGAAAUGGUUUUUGAAAUAGGUAGACUAGGGAUAUUUAGUUGCCUUUUAAAAAAUGUGACACAGCACAUUAGUCUGCCCCUGAUUUACUCGCAGUGUCUCAGUGUUUACUUUUCUCUUGCAGAAUACUGAUGAGGAAAGCUCUGUUUCAGCACCUAACUGCCAGAGGAAUACAGGUAAAGCUGUGCACACCGUCUGUGUAAACAGUGUGAACUUACAUAUUCUGAAGAGGGAUGAGAUGAAUGCAGAGUGGAUGCAGAUUGGUACAGAUCAGCUUUUUCAUUUCAGUUUUUUCAUCACUGCACAUGAUCAAUGAUCAAAGUGUUUCUUAAAGUCUGCACUCCUUCCCCCAGCUCUGGACAUUUUUGGAGUUGAAAAAUUUUGCAUUUUUGGAAAAUCAAAGUAUUUCUAGAUUCACACAAACAUAAAGUCACUUUAUCUGAAUUAUCUUCGCUGGAAGUUUCUAGAAGUUCAAAAUUAGGCCAGAGUGACUGCCAAUGCUACUGUAAGAGCAAAGAGGCAUUCUGUCCCUCUCUCUGUCUCUGUGAAGCUCCACCUUGUGUGUGUUGAUUCAACUGUACAUGUCCUGCAUCUGGUUUCAGGUGUACGUUUGGGUGCUGAACGAUGAGGAGGACUUCCAGAGGGCGUUUGACUUGGGAGCUACAGGAGUUAUGACAGAUUUUCCCACCAGGCUUAAAGACUUCAUGGACAGGAAUGGCAUUUCUAAACCCCAGUGACCUGCCAAAGUCUACCUCAACUCCCACCCCCAACUCACACACACACGCGCACACUUUGCAGUGAUUAUCUUCCAACCUGACUGACCUGCCAAAACCAGCCCUCCACAGUCACCCCACUUUCAUGCCAUGCAUUCCUGCAAGGGUGCUCUCACUCUGUAUUUGACUGUUGGUAGGGACCCCCAUCAUGUUCUCCAACCUGCACUGAUUUAAGGAAUCAUAUUCAUGAUGCUGAUGUCUUUUUCAUGACACAAAAUACUCUAUAGGGCACAUAUACAGUAUAUUAUCAUCUUAGCUGAAUAGUGUUCUUUGCAGGUUCUUUAUACCUUUGUUGGACAUAUACAGAUAUAUAAAUGCACAACAGUGUGAGAAAUAUAUAUUUUCACACAGCCUCUUCAUAUAAAAUGUAAUAUUGCUUUAAAACAAUACCUUAACAAUUAGACAAAACAGCUGCUGAAUUGUGGUUGGAAGUCUUAUUGAUUAUUUUAGUGUUUUGGACACCAAACAACAAUUUUCAGUGUUAAUAGGUUAUUUUUCUAAUAAUUGUGCCAGUCAAACACCAGACCAUGUCCUUACAUGUUGGUUGUUCUAAUUUCCCAGCAGCUUGAUGGUUUGAGCCUUGACUUUUAUCUUUCUUGUACACUCAGCUCAUGCAAUAAUACACUUUGAGAAGAUAUUUUUAAAUUUGCCAGAUUUAUCCAGUAUCAAAAAGCUAUUUGAGAUCUGAGAUGUCACUUCUCUAUAUUUACAACUCUAAGGCACACUGGGUGUUAAUGUUGGCUGCUGUGUAAAAAGCAUUAUAAAGAUGUGUUAUUUAAAAAGAAUAACAGUUUUAUAUUGGAAAGCAGCGUUGUUGUAUAUUUAUAUAUGGGUUCUUAGUCUCUAUAUCAUUUUUCAUCAGUUGCUGAAAGGACUGAGGAGUUGUUUGUCUAUUACUGAAUCUUUUUGCAUAAAAUAAGAAAGGAUUGCUGUUUUUGUCGCCUCUGUAAAUGUUCAUAAUCAGCAUUUUGUGCUUCGGCCCUAAGUGAUGGGGGAAAAUGAAGAUGUGUGGGCUUUUAAGUGUUUUGCAGAAGAACUGAGACGUUUUGUGUUAUUGCUCUUUUGAAUUUCAAAUGGCAGCAUUUCUCUGGCUGUAAAGCCACAGUUCAGAGCAGUUUGAAGUAUAAAAACCAUCAGGAUUACCAUACCACUGAUAUUUGCUAAUCCAAACUUGUGACCACACACUGAGGGCCAUUCAUGAAUGUAGUAUUGGUUGGAUGUACUGUAUGGUGUUUGGUAUUUUAUAGCUUAAGUUUCAUUUCUUGAAGUCUGUAGUUGGAAAUUUGGUAUUUGACCAAUUACUGAACUCACUGACUGAAACCUCCACUGGUGUCAGUCUGGUGAGUCUUUCGUUGUAAAAGACUAUAAAUCAUUUACAUUGAUGUAUAUACACUGUGGAAAUUUUUUGAUUAUAUAACUGGUGAUGUGCUGAGUUUGCAUUAGUUUUGCAUGCAGAAAUGAAUGUGUAUCCUUCAUGAGUAUGUGUUAAGCUGUUCUAUUUGAGUAUGUUGUGACUUUUACAGGUUGUGGGACCUGGCUGCUAAAACUUAUCAAAAUGCCUUAUCCCACAUGAAGUGUUAUUUUGGUUUACAAAGAGAUUAUUAAAAGCACACUUCUAUCAAACCAAGAAUAAGUA
Xyrichtys novacula (pearly razorfish) is the source of this 7656-nucleotide messenger RNA. The record is from the annotation of a GenBank genome assembly. Lineage: Eukaryota; Metazoa; Chordata; Actinopteri; Labriformes; Labridae.